AUGUCUAUCAACGUUCCAUUUGUCUCCGAGACAAUCCUCGGCACCCGCCUCACCGAAGACGACGGUUUUGCCGUUCCUUCCUCGGCCCACUUCGACAAGGUCGAAUUCGAAAUCGGCAUGGACGAAGCCAGAGUGCAGCCUCCUGCUCCCAAGAAGCCCUGUCUCUUCUUCCAGAGCAUCCAGGAGUUCCACCACUUCUCCAGGCUCAACCCGCCCGUGUCGGUUGGCGAGAACAUCAGCAUCACUGCUGUGAUUUUGCAGCCUACUUCCCCAGGCUUUUUCAAGCUCUAUGCCCAGCCUACCGAGGUGCUUGUGCCUGCUGGCUUGGGCAUGUUCCUCCACGGCUACCCUUACGCCAACAUUUUUGAUCCUUAUGUGUUUUGUGGCGGUGAUUCCGGCCUCCCCAAGGAAUUCCCCCAAGCUGCUCCCCAUCCAUCUCAACCAACCCAACCAGCUCAACCAGCUCAACCAUCUCCACAGCCUCAGGCUGCUCCACAACCCCAGCCUGCUAAGGCUGCCUCCCCAGCUCCCCAGCCUGCUAAGGCUGCCUCCCCAGCGCCACAAACACAAAAGGCUCACACCCCUCUGAACGUUCCUUCCCAGGAUUCCAGAGACACUUCGCUGACUUCUGAACAUCCCCAGAAGUCGGCCCAGAAGUCUGCCCAGGAAUUGGUCAGAUUCCACGGCCCCUCGACCUCGCCGGUCACCUCCCGCUCUGGCUCUCCCAAGGAAACCCUUCCUCCCCAGCCCUCCAAGAGAGCCUUGAAGCAGAGAGCCAAGAGAAGAGCCAGACAGGAGAGCAAGAAGCAGCGCAGAGCCAACCACAAGGAAAAAGCCCAGAAGGAGGCGAUGAUGGCCGAAGCUGCCGAGCUCAAGGCCGCCCAAAGGGCCGAGGCUGCAAGAAACACAGCACAGCAGAAAUCUGCAAACGCUUCACGUGUGGCCCUUUCCCACUACCACCACUCCCAGAGACUCGCCCGUUUCUUCGAGCACCUUCCCCUUUUCCUCGAGGAGCGCCGCUACCGUCUGUUUGCCCUUCCCCAGGAGCCCAGAAGGCUUCCUGAGCUCCCCAUUGUGGAGCUUCCUUUGGAGGUUUUCCCCUGCCUUUCCGUUUGUGCUGGCGACGAAAAAGCUGUUUCCUCUCGCCCGCCCAAGCGCUCGGCGUGGUGCGGUUUGCUCAAGACCCGCAGAAAGACCAAGGCCAAGAAGACUCGACCAACCAGACGCUCGGGAACGAGCUGGGUCUGA
Messenger RNA from Candidozyma pseudohaemuli, 1248 nucleotides. RefSeq lists its product as uncharacterized. Bases 1 to 1248 code for a protein of 415 amino acids. Lineage: Eukaryota; Fungi; Ascomycota; Pichiomycetes; Serinales; Metschnikowiaceae. The transcript has a single exon. The record is from RefSeq and is a predicted model, not a curated record.